This is a messenger RNA of Limulus polyphemus (Atlantic horseshoe crab), 1890 nucleotides long. It is a transcript of the gene Hus1-like, whose product is annotated as checkpoint protein HUS1-like. Bases 76 to 942 code for a protein of 288 amino acids. Gene Ontology annotation, cellular component: checkpoint clamp complex; nucleolus; site of double-strand break. Gene Ontology annotation, biological process: mitotic intra-S DNA damage checkpoint signaling; telomere maintenance; nucleotide-excision repair. Lineage: Eukaryota; Metazoa; Arthropoda; Merostomata; Xiphosura; Limulidae. The transcript is spliced from 8 exons. The record is from RefSeq and is a predicted model, not a curated record.
GAAAGCCAUUGCAAUGAUACUAAUACUACAAAAAAUUAGAAAAUGUGAGUUGGAAACUUCGGUGUUUACGUAUUCAUGAAUUUAGGAAGAACUGUUAAUGUUUCAGAAAAUAUUUCUUGUGACCAACAAGAGUUUGUAUUAGUUGUACUUUCAGCUCCAUCUAAGAUGAAGUUCCGAGGAAAGAUGGUUGAGAUAAUCUGCAUCCAACAAUUUACAAAGGUUGUUGCAACUGUUGCCAAAGUAGCGAAAAUUGUGGCCUUACGGCUUUCUCCCUCACAUCUCUUUCUUGUACUGAAUGAACAGGUGGUUAAUGGUGGAACAAGCAUGUGGUGUUCAUUAUCUCAGGAUCACUUUUUUAAUGAAUACAAUAUGGAAGGUGUGUCAGCAGAAAACAAUGAGAUUUAUUUGGAACUGACUAUUGAAAACUUAUUAAGAGCCCUAAAAUCAGCACAUUCUGCAAAAUCUCUUAAGAUCAAGUUAACAAAGAAACGUGUGCCUUGUUUGACUAUAGAAGUGGAGUUGCCUUCCUUGGUGUCAGCAUCAAGAAUUGUUAUUCAUGAUGUUCCAGUAGCUGUAAUUCCUCGUAGACUUUGGGAUGAAUUCCAAGAACCUGAAAUGCCCGAUUUUGAUACUGUUUCUGCUAGUCGAGAAGGAGAAAUGACACUGACAGUUGAAACAGAUUUGGUCACAGUCAAAACCUAUUUUAAAGAUUUGGACAUGUCUGUAGAAGGUAAGAAUGUUCAAUCACAGUCCAAUUCAAGUGAUUGUCUACCUUGGGUGGAAGCAAGAGUAGAUAUACGCAAACUUAGUCAGUUCUUAGUUGGUCAGCAAGUAAAUCCUCUUCGAGUUAUAUGCAAUAUAGUACACAACAGGAUGAUUCAUUUUUUUCUGCUUCAUGAUGAUCUUUCAUUGCAGUACUUCUUACCAUGUAUAGCAUCGUGAAAACGAGCCUACAUAAGUAUACUUAGGAAUUGCUGAAAGAAUGUACUGUUUUGUUUCUUUGUGAUGGCAAGAAACAGAACAUUGUUCUAAAACUUUUCUCUGAGAAAAGAUCAUAAAAUAUUGUGGUUAUGGAAUGGAGAAAUUGAACUGGUGCUGUAAUCUCUAGUGUUGCAUUUCUUAGAUUACCAGAGAUACUGAAAGUGAUAGAAUUUUCUUACCAUAUUGCAUCUGAAUCAAUCACAACAUACUUAUUUUUAUUAUCAUUUGCAUGAAAGUGUAUUUUGAUUAAAUAUUAAUUACUUAAUUAUUUAUUCCACUGCAUAUUGUUUCUUUACAUUAUGUAAAAUAAUGCAUAUCUGAACUAAAGAAAAUUUUUUACUGCCUGUUCUGUAAGUCUGUGUAAUAGAAAGCUUCAAGGGUUUCCAAUUUGUGACUAAGUGUGGAACUAAAUAAGGGUUUGUCAUGUUGAUGAGGUUUCAAGAUUUAUGUUAAUUGAAUUAUUUAAGUUGUUUUAAUAGAGAAGCUUAUUAUUAGAUAAAAAUAGUUGUAAAUAUAGAACAUUCAAACAUUUUAGCUUUUGUGUACAGUUAAUACUACUCAAAACAUCAUUUGUGCAUAGAUUUUACAAAGGUUUUAUGUAUUCAGCCUUUCAUUUUCUUACUUAAUGUGGAAUGCUUUAAACCAACAUAAUUAGUCAUUUUAAUGGAAUAAAAAAAUUAUAAUCCCAGAGUUUCUGAUUUCCUUGAUCAAGAAAUAGUCAUGUAUUGUGGGUUUUAUAUGAUUGACAAAUUCAUGUGGUAUUUUUUCUGAAAUACACCAUUUACCAGUAAUUUACAGAGGAAGUUUUAUUUUAGAAAGAAUUAAAAUGAUGAAUUAACAUAUGUAUUUUUUUAAUGUAACCAAGAGUUUCAGUGAACCAAUAAAAUCAUACAACAAGUUUCUAAUUUA